Molecule: messenger RNA, 3042 nt
Organism: Ziziphus jujuba (common jujube)
Lineage: Eukaryota; Viridiplantae; Streptophyta; Magnoliopsida; Rosales; Rhamnaceae
Product: probable LRR receptor-like serine/threonine-protein kinase At4g37250
Exons: 2
Coding region: 506-2827 (773 amino acids)
Biological process (GO): protein phosphorylation
Molecular function (GO): protein kinase activity; protein binding; ATP binding
Source: RefSeq, a predicted model, not a curated record
AACAAAGGAGGGUUUGUGAAGUCAAUCUAAGAAAGAGAGUUCCUGUAACAUGUAACUUCACCUGGAUGUCGUAUUGUAAAGAUGCUAUUCGAGUCACAUUUGUUGUCUCUAAAAUGUAAGCAAGCAAGCACGAGGGAAAAGAAAGAGAAAAGGGUUACCUACAUAAAUAAGAAAAUAAAAAAAAACAUCGGUGAUAGAAUUUAAUCAUUUUCUAGGCAUCCCAUAUGUAUAUUUAUUUAUUUUUUUAUAGAUGCAAAGCUGAUCACAGAGCAUUUUGGUAAGAAGCGCGGUUGGGUGAGCUGUGUAUCCCGCCACCUUUCUCUUUUUCUCUAUCUUUAAUUUUCUUUCUCAUUUAAUUUUUCUCAAACAAUGUUCCACCACCUUAUGCGCUUUUGAGUCAUCAUAAAUCUCACUUGCUCCUCUCUCUCUCUCUCUCUCUCUCUCUCUGUUUUUCUCUCUCUACAUUCUCAAUAGGGAGAGAAAUGUGGGUUCACUGUGCGGAAUCAUGAGCUCCCGAAGUUCUACUCUCCAUUUAUGGUGGAGAAUUCUUGCGCUUCUUGCUUUUCUUGGAGUCCAGUCUUUUGGGUUGAACAUAGACGGGGUUUUGCUGCUUACUUUCAAAUACUCUGUUCUGAAAGACCCUCUUUGCGUGCUUGAGAGCUGGAAUUUCAACAACGAAACGCCAUGUUCGUGGAAAGGAGUUACUUGUUCACCCCCAGGAGUCGGCGAUGCCUAUCCGCGAGUAAUCGGCUUGGUUCUUCCCAACGCUCAGCUUCUGGGUUCGAUUCCAGCCGAUCUGGGCUUGAUCGAACACCUUCAAAAACUCGACCUCUCUCACAAUUCCCUCAACGGGUCUCUACCUCAGUCGCUCUUCAACGCCUCCCAGCUUCAGUUCCUUGAUUUGUCCAACAAUUGGAUCUCCGGCGAGAUGCCUGAGGACGUAACAAAGCUUUCGAACCUUCAAUCUCUCAACCUCUCCGACAACGCCUUGGCGGGAAAUAUUCCGGCCAAUCUCGCUUCUCUGCAAAAUCUAACAGUCGUUUCUUUAAAGAACAAUUACUUGUCGGGUGGUCUUCCUGGUAGAUUCGAAGCGGUUCGAGAUUUGGAUGUGUCUUCGAAUCUGAUUAAUGGGUCUCUGCCUCCCGAUUUCGGAGGCAACAACCUGCGUUACUUCAACAUCUCAUACAACAGAGUCUCCGGUAGAAUCCCGCCGGAAUACGCCGGGAAAAUCCCAGGCAUUGCUACGAUUGACCUCUCGUUCAACAAUCUCAGCGGACAAAUCCCGGAUUCUGAACUUUUCUUGAACCAAGAAUCCAGUUGUUUUGCCGGGAAUUCUGAUCUGUGCGGCGAACCAAGCAAGAUUCCAUGUCCAAUUCCUUCCUCCCCUUCGUCUCAGCCGAAUGUCACCUCCCCAACCUCUCCACCAGCAAUCGCUGCAAUUCCCAGGACAAUAAACUCCAUCCCAUCACCCGCGUCACCAGGAUCGCCAACCGGGUCUCAAGAAGGAAAACAAGACGGGCUUAGAAUAGCGACGAUCGUGGGAAUCGUAGCUGGGGAUAUUGCUGGGAUUGGAAUCUUGGCUAUGAUUUUCUUGUAUAUAUACCGAUUGAAAAAAAAGAAGAAGAAGAAGAACGAGGAGAGCAGAAUGAAGAGAGAAGCUAACGCAGCAAAAGAAGAAUGGUCGUCGUCUUCAUCGGAAUCAAAAGGUUUCACAAGGUGGUCGUGUUUGAGAAAGAAAGCAGAAGACGAAGAGAAUUCGGACACCGAUAGCUCCGAUAGCGAGGAAAUUCAGAAUGGUCAAGAGAAUCAACGGCAUCAAGACUACGAUCAGAGCAAAAGAGGAACACUGGUGACCGUUGAUGGUGAAAAGGAGUUGGAGCUCGAAACGCUGCUUAAAGCUUCGGCUUACAUUUUGGGUGCCACUGGCUCGAGUAUCAUGUACAAGGCGGUGCUUGAAGACGGAACGACACUGGCGGUUCGGAGGAUCGGCGAAAGCGGUUUGGACCGGUUCAAGGACUUCGAGAACCAGGUCCGGGUCGUGGCCAAAUUGGUCCACGUGAAUUUGGUUCGCAUUCGUGGGUUCUAUUGGGGGGUCGAUGAAAAGCUUAUCAUCUAUGAUUUCGUUCCCAAUGGCAGCCUCGCCAAUGCUCGUUACAGGAAACCGGGCUCUUCACCUUGUCAUCUUCCAUGGGAGGCGCGGCUCAGGAUAGCAAGAGGAGUAGCCCGUGGGCUGUCCUACCUCCACGAGAAAAAGCAUGUCCAUGGAAAUUUGAAGCCCAGUAAUAUUCUCUUGGGCGAUGAUAUGGAACCCAAAAUCGGAGAUUUUGGACUGGAGAAGAUCGUCACCGGCGACACCAGCUAUAAAGGAAGCUCGGCUAGAAAUUUCGGGAGCAAGAGAUCUACGGCUUCCAGGGAUGGCUUCCCAGACAUUGCUACUGGGCCUAGCCCAAGUCCAAGCCCAAGUUCUCUCGGUGUGUCGCCGUAUCUUGCCCCUGAGUCACUCAGGAGUUUGAAACCCAACCCAAAGUGGGAUGUGUAUUCAUUUGGAGUAAUAUUGCUAGAGUUACUAACUGGCAAGGUUGUAAUUUUGGAUGAAUCGGGCCACGUUCCUGGGCUUGAUGAUAAGAAUCGGGCUUUUCGGAUGGCUGAUGUGGCAAUCCGAGCUGAUGUGGAGGGAAAGGAGGAUGCCCUGUUGGCAUGCUUCAAGUUGGGGUACGGUUGUGUAUCACCGACACCGCAAAAAAGGCCAUCCAUGAAAGAAGCAUUACAAGUUCUUGAAAAAUUCCCUUCUUCAACACCUUCAUCAUACUAUUAUGGCCACCAAUGAUAUAUAAUUUCCGAACCUUUUGUAGAGAGAUGUAUGUAUGAUUAACUUAUAGGUUGUUAUUUUUCCAAUGUGUUUUUUUCCCCACCUUGUUUUUAAUUGUGCGAGAUCAUUGAGUUAGAAUGUUGUGUUUGUGACACUAAUUUGUAUUGCUAACACUUUUGGACUCGGUCCCUGCUCCUUUUUUUAGUAACAUGGGAUUUUCAUUAUUUUCCUUC